Molecule: messenger RNA, 3501 nt
Organism: Teleopsis dalmanni
Lineage: Eukaryota; Metazoa; Arthropoda; Insecta; Diptera; Diopsidae
Product: protein suppressor 2 of zeste-like
Exons: 1
Coding region: 1-3501 (1166 amino acids)
Source: RefSeq, a predicted model, not a curated record
AUGACUGAACUGACUGACAAGACAAAUUUGGAAUUAACACAUAAAAAAUCUACAGGCAAAACCAAAUUAAUGAAGAAUAAAGAGUCCAAAAACUCCAUGAAAGUUGCAAAGAAAUCAAAUGCACACAAGAAAGCGUCUUCAAAGCGUUCUAGUUUUGGAAGUGCAUCACUGGACAUAACUCAUGAUUUCAAAAGCCUGCGCAGUAAUGAUAUGCGCUUCAGUGAUUAUUCAACGACAACUACAGUGGCGCCGACUGCAAAUUCAGCGGGUAAUGCAAGAAAAUACUCUCAAAACUUACACAGUAGAGACACGAAUACUGCAAAAACAGAUCCAUCAGCAACAAAGUGUGAUAUUGUGGUUACUAUACCACAUUCGCAACUCGCACCCUCCAUACUUAGUGAGGACGACGAGACCCUGGCGCAAUUGAAAAAUGCGUGUAAAAAGAACCCGCCCCCAAAACCAAUUAUUAAGGCUGAAUCACCAAAAAAAUCGCAUAACGUACCAAAACUGAAAAUUGAUAUGAGUAGUUUGAAGACCAAACUGACAAUUCCAAAACCAAAAUCCGCUGAUGCACGUUUCGAAGCUAUCGAAACUAAAAAAGUAAAGCAUCGCAAGCACUCGUUCGAUGAUAGUCGGCCCAUCGCUGAUAAGGUCGACUUGGAAACAUAUGCCAAAAAUAUCGGUUUAAAGCCAAUCGAUGUGCAGACUGCAAAUGAAACAGCCGAGCAGACAGAAAAGUUUAAAUAUAGUCCAAAUGCCUCACCAAUGUCGUCAAGUUCGUCAACCACUUCAUCCUCGAACAGUAAUUUCAAUUAUGCAACUUCUGCAGAUUUCACUUCAUCUUCGCAUAAGAAACGUAAAAAGAAGCAUUCAAAAGAUUCUAAGGAUGUCAAAGAGAGCAAAAGAAGAAAACUUCAUGCUGAAAUAUCUUCGCAACCUGCAGAUGAAAGCCUGAAAAUGAAGGUCAAAAUCACUGCAGCACAUUCCAAUCAUAAAGCACAUAAAACUGAAAGUAAGAAGAUAGCAGAUUCAGAUAUAUUCAAAACUCCAGCUACUGAGUCUGAAAGGUUUCCAGUACAUAAAAUAAAGCAUAGCGAAAGCAAUAAUAAUAGAGCCGCCAAUUCGUUUUCUUCAAUGUUAGCCUUAAAUAAAGCACUUUGUGAAGAAUCUCAGAGCAUAAAUAAUCUCAUAAAGACAAAAACGAAUACUGAGCAGAAAACUGUACCUGGAGAUAAAGACGUAAUCGGUAAUAAUAACACGGUUAACGGCGCAAAAGAAACCAAUUUGCUACCAAAACCAAUUGCAAAUAUAAUAGAAACUAAUAUUCCUUCGUCGCCACCCUUACCACCCAGCCUCUUCAAGCCCAGCGCAAUGACAUUGGGGCCGCUGAAAGCAAAAACUACUACGUUUCUUAAAAACCCAACUGAAUCGAUUAAGCAACCAACAUUCGUUUCAUCCACAAAAGAGGAAACAGUUUUAGUAAAACCCGCUUUGUCAAAUCCGAAAACAAUUUUACCAGGACAAGCCACACUACCAAAGGCACAAAAAUUACAUACACUAAACUUUGAUAAGAAGGGCAUAAAUCAGAAACCUCAACAACAGCAGCAACCAAAACAACAAUUUGCAGUUCCUAAUCCGCCACGUCCACUACCAAAUGCACAAAAAUACUUUUCAACCCCUACCUCAAUAGCCAGUUCUGCCAAUAAGCAAGCUGGUAUGCAAUUAAAACGCUCAAUCUCACUCGAUGAGUCUAAUUCCGGAUCGAUUAGCAAACUGCAUAAACUUGAACAGGAUCGCUUGAUGCGUAAGUCUGCUUAUGGCCCCUACUCUACAAAUGUAAAGUAUCAAAACCAAUUUGCUCGCAAUCAUGAAAAAGUAACCACUUUGCCAGCAAAGGCAACGGAAUUGCCUUUUUAUUCCCAAAUGACAAUUGCAUAUGGGCAAGGCGCCAAAAGACACUCAUCACAAAUGACACACACACCCAUUAACAUCUCUAAGAACAACAGUAAAAUAUACAAUGCGCCGUGCAGUACAAGUGCUGUAACGAUAACACCACGAUCGAAAACUACCACUACCCAGCCAUCUUCAAUGAUGUCAUUUCCAAAUCAUGGACAAGGCAAACCUGCCGUAGAAAUUGUGCGUAUAUCAACAAGUCACAAUACAGUUGAUUUGUUACCACUCCCAACACCAUUAAGUCCUCCGGUUGGUAACAGACUCACUAAACCACCUAUUGGUGGUUCUCAUCCUAAAAAAGAGAAGAUAGCACAACAAAAGCUUGCAAAAACAUCGCCAACAGUAAUACCAUCACCGCCUUUAAACGUACCUAAACCCAUAAUAAAUAAUUCCUAUAAUCCCUCGCCUCCAGUUUUAGUUAACUUACACAAUACUAUACCAUUGAUGUUACCGACUAAAACAGCUGAAAUAGACAAACCGAAUGAGAUUAAAAAAACUAACGGUUGCAUUGAAUCCAAAAAAACAAGUAGCCUCAGAGACUUUCGGCCAACUGCUAAAGAUAAUGGAGUCGAGAUACUUGACCUGUCAGCUGGUAAAAUAAACGAGACCAAAACGACUGAACCAGUGGUGCAAAACAACAUAGGCAAUAGUCUCGAAGCAGCAUUGAAUAAAAUCAAACAAAAUAUUUCUGCCAACAACAAUAUUGCAACAAAGUCCAACAGCAUGGAUGAACGGAAUGAAGAUCUACAAAAUCUGCAGUUGCUGUCAGAAUCUGCCACAACCCGGGAAAGACUUGCAAUUAAAACGCAAUUCUAUGACAAACCAAAACUACAACAACCAUACGUGGUACGACAGCAAAAUGCCUCUGUGCGGAAUAUACCAAAUCCCUCAGCGCUAGCUUUUCGCAAUCAACCCACUAUCGUCUCGACGAUAGCAGCAACUUUAACUAAUACACAAACAACAGCAGCAGAUACUGUGGUAUCUGCUACAACUACAACAACCGCUACUUCACCAAAUCAGCACAAAAGUGCGUUAAGCUCCCCAAGUAUGGAAGAUAAAAUAAAGUUACCGCUUAACAAUACAACAUUAACUAUGCCAACUAAAAGCGCGUGCUCAACCACGCAAAUCUCUACGGUUUCGAGCUUGCGGCCCACUAAGAAACCAACUACAAUCGAUCAAGUGGCCGCUAAUUUAAAUAUCAGAGCAGCCGCCGCGGAAGCUUCAGCAGCGAAAGCAGCCGCCAUAGAAGAAUCUACAGCAGCGGUAAAUACAGCAUAUGCGGUAAAUACAGCCAGUGUAAACGCCGUUAAGCCAAAGCAUGUCUUAAGUGAAGUGAGUGGCUACGAGACAGUCGAUUUAACUAUAAAAUGCGAAUCGCCUACAAAGAGUGUAGAGGAGAAAGCGACGAAGACAAUUGAAGCUACGACCACGCCUAAAAUCAGUGUUACGGCUGACGUAGUGCAAUUAACCCAAAAGGAGACCAACAACAAUAAUCACAACAACAAAGACACAAACCUUGCAGUUGGAACAACAAACUCCUCCGUCUGA